Magallana angulata is the source of this 1360-nucleotide messenger RNA. RefSeq names its product prostacyclin receptor-like. Gene Ontology annotation, cellular component: plasma membrane. The record is from RefSeq and is a predicted model, not a curated record. Bases 1 to 996 code for a protein of 331 amino acids. NCBI's taxonomy places the organism in Eukaryota, Metazoa, Mollusca, Bivalvia, Ostreida, Ostreidae. Gene Ontology annotation, biological process: adenylate cyclase-activating G protein-coupled receptor signaling pathway; inflammatory response; positive regulation of cytosolic calcium ion concentration. Gene Ontology annotation, molecular function: G protein-coupled receptor activity. The transcript has 2 exons.
AUGUUAUUUGUCUUGGCUAUCUUCUUCCCAAACCAAGGAUUAUUUACAAUGAACAGGAGCAAUAUCUCAGCCUCAGUUUGGGAAUCGCCGGUCCCUCCGGUCCUGCAGUUUGUGUUCGGGGUGCUGGGGAACUUUAUGGCUCUGCUGAUCCUCGUAUGUAACUCCCCGUCCCACAGAUGGCACCCGUUCUACAAGCUGGUGGCGGGGUUGGCGCUCACAGACGGCGGAGGAAUCUUGCUUCUCUACCCUCCAAUUCUGACCCGAUAUGCCACAAAUUUCACUUUCAAUCUCGGCAGCUUUUUGUGCGGUUAUACAUCCUUCCUUGCAUCAUUUACCACCCUUUCUUCUGCUCUGAUCGUCUGCGCGAUGUCCAUUGACCGGUGUGUGGCAGUAUACAGGCCAUUCUACUACAAGAGUGAGUACGGCGACAGGCGGCGGGUGGUGGCGGUGAUUGGGGCUAUCUGGGCGGUAGGUGGUCUCGUUUCCAGUCUACAUCUCGCGGGACUCGGGUCUGUGUACAAGUUUUAUCCCGGUUCCUGGUGUUUCUUGAACUUCAUUAGCGGGACUACUCUAGAGCGCGUCAAUUCUUUGAUCUACUCGGGUAUGGGAAUUCUCGUGCUUCUGAUUACCGUGACCUUGAACUUUUCGGUGAUAGUAGCGACCCUUCACAAGAAACACCGAGCUCACCUCGGCCGCCUCAGAAAGGACGUGUACAACAUCGUCUUUCUCUCCGCCAUUGUUCUUAUAUCCAGUGUCUGUUGGGCGCCAUUAAUGUGGAGAAUCAUGUCUGUGUCAUGUGAUCUGAGUACUCCAAACCAAGGGACAGAACUCCUGUCCCUCCGACUGGCCGUGAGUGGCUCUAUCGUGGACCCAUGGGUCUACAUUUUACUGCGGAAGGAGACACUAAGUUACAUUCACAAAAUGAUGAGGCGGUGUCAGAGAAACUAUGACGUCAAUCUACAAAGCAGUACGAGUCUCGAUAUGAAUUCAAUGUGAUUAAGGGUGUAUAUGUAUUACAUCAAAGUUUGUUUCUAUGACUUAUCGGAAACAAAAUGUUGAUUGAGCAUCAUUCGUAGUGGAGCGGAGUGAAUCACAAACCCUUGGCUUAGAUUAGCAUCAGUCGUUGCAGUGGGGCGAAGAGGAUCGUAAAAUCUUGGCUAAGAUGAGCAUCAGAUGUUGUGGUGGGGAGGAGUGAAUCGUAAACCUUUAGCUAAGAUGAGCAUCAGUCGUUGUGUAGCGGAUUGAAUCGUAAACCCUUAGCUAAGAUUAGCAACAGUCGCAUUCAUUUCUAGACACGGAGCAUUAGUUUUGUCAUUCCGCAGCGACGUCAGAUAUUCAAUUUGUGGCUAUGGUUAUACAG